Penicillium brasilianum is the source of this 2253-nucleotide messenger RNA. NCBI's taxonomy places the organism in Eukaryota, Fungi, Ascomycota, Eurotiomycetes, Eurotiales, Aspergillaceae. The record is from the annotation of a GenBank genome assembly.
AUGUCGGCGUCCCGGUCUGCCAGCAUUUCCGUGACCCCUCGUGGUCCGCGGCCUCCUGUUGGACGCCUGGCUAGUCUUAAGCCCCCGACUUCGAUCCCAAUCAAACGCCCACAACCAAUUGGGCGCCCUCAAGCUUCACGCCCUACGACACACCCGAAGACUCAAAGUUGUCCCAAUCCCGGAUGUCCUGCCCCGCACAUUGUCGAGGAUGAAGGCCAAAAGGUGUGCUCCGGAUGUGGUACUGUUAUCAGUGAAUCAAACAUCGUGUCCGAGGUGACAUUCGGCGAGACAUCAUCUGGCGCCGCAGUCGUACAAGGAUCUUUUGUCGGAUCAGACCAGACCCACGUACGGAGCUUCGGACCGGGUUUUGCGCGGAAUGGUGGCAUGGAAAGCCGGGAGGUCACUGAACAGACUGGCAACCGAUUCAUCAACCAACUAGCCCGAACUCUACACAUUCCCGAGAGUGCCACGAAAGCUGCUGGUCAGGUUUUUAAGCUCGCAGUUGGCCUUAACUUUAUUCAGGGUCGACGCACAAGGAACGUCGCCGGCGUUGCCCUCUACAUCGCUUGCCGUCGUCAGGAUGGCAACACGGCAAUGUUGAUCGACUUUGCAGAUAUUUUGAUGGUUAAUGUUUUCAAACUUGGUCGCACAUACAAAGCCCUUCUUGACGAACUUCGCCUGGGCGGCAAUGUCUUUCUAAUGAACCCUAUCGAUCCGGAAAGCUUGAUCUACCGAUUCGCCAAGCAACUGGAAUUUGGGCAGGCCACGAUGCAAGUCGCCGGCGAGGCUGUUCGUAUCAUUCAGCGGAUGAACCGUGAUUGGAUGUCAACCGGUCGACGUCCUGCUGGUCUUUGUGGCGCGGCAUUGAUUCUGGCUGCGCGGAUGAACAAUUUCCGACGAACUAUCCGCGAGGUUGUCUACGUCGUCAAGGUGACCGAGGUCACCAUCAGUCAACGUCUUUACGAGUUCGGUUCGACGGAAAGUGGAGAGCUUACUGUGGACCAAUUCCGCUCCGUACAAUUGGAGAAUUCCCAUGAUCCACCAUCUUUUACUCGGGGUCGAGAAGGGAAAAAGUCAAUUCGAGCUACGACCAAACACCCCGAAACGGCAGCAGAAAUCGAGGGUGACUGCGGAGAGAGCGACGCGGAAUCCACUCAGCCACCACGCUUCGAUGCCGACGGAUUUGCCAUUCCAAACCUCCCCAUUGACCCCGCCUUGAUGGACAAUCCUCAACGACGAGGAUCCGUUACCAAGGCUGUUAACGAGGCCGUUGAGGACGCCGAGAGAGAGAAGGCCCAACUCAAGGACGUGAAAGUCAAAGGCUCUCGACGUCCAUCUUAUCCCGCACCUUCCGCGGAUCAAAUCGCAUCGGAAAAUGCCCUUGAAGAAGAGAUUCAGACCAUGCUGGCCAAAGGUUCGGAUCUAGUCGAUAGCAUCAUGGAGCCCAAACCAGACAGCACCAUUUCCAGCAGCGUUGAUAUUGAUGAGGCUGAGUUUGCGGACGAUCCCGAGGUUGCCAAUUGCCUGCUCUCGAGCGAAGAAAUUGAAUUGAAGGAGCAUAUCUGGGUGCACGAGAAUAAAGAAUAUCUCCGCACACAGCAAGCGAAGGCCUUGAAGCGUGCACUGGCUGAAGCGACCGCCGGUCCCUCCACAUCCAAGCCUCGAAAGCGCCGGAAGGGGCGUCUUGGCGAUGUCGCCUACCUUGAAGGCGAGGGCGAUGGUGAGGAUGGCCGUAGCUCUCGUGCUUCCACCCCGGCAGAAGCCACAAGACGCAUGUUGGAGAAGCGCGGAUACAGCAAGAAGAUCAAUUAUUCACUACUUGACAACUUGUAUGAUCAGGAUGGCCCGGGCGAUGCAAACGCAAAGGUCGAGUCCUUGAGUCGAAGCGACAGUCGCAGUCGCAGUCGGAGCGUUGUCUCACGCCGCAGCGCGAGUAUUCAACCCGAGCCAGCACGAUCCCGCCGUACAGCACGAGCAAACUCCCGAGCCCCUUCGGUUGUUGCCAGCAAGCCCGUGAUAUUCUCUAACCACCAACCCACUCCUCCUCCCACCGCACCAUCAGUGGCCGCUGUGCUGACACCUCCUGCGACGGCCCCGUCUGUCCUCGUGGAUGAUAAGGAGCCUCCAACCACCGAUCUAGAUGAUAUGGAUGAGGAGGAUGACGAUGUUGAGGAAGACCACGUUGACGACGCAUUCGCGGGAGAUUACCAGGAUGAUUACUACGAUGCGGGCAGCGAUUACGACUACGAUUAG